GGGUUCGACACCCUGGAGGACCCAAUCCCGAGGGAUAAGAGGAGAUUUUUAUGCACCGAAUGCGGGAAGAGUUUCAACCACAGCGCCUACCUCCUCCGCCACCAACGCAUCCACUCUGGAGAGCGACUUUAUCCCUGUCCAAAAUGCGGGAAAACUUUUACCUGGAAUUCCCACCUGAAUUCCCAUCAAAAAACCCAUACGGGCGAAAUUCCCUAUAUUUGUUCCGAAUGCGGGAAAUGCUUCAGCGCUCGCUCCAACCUUUUCCGUCAUCAACGUAUCCAUACCGGGGAAAAACCCUAUAAAUGUCCAGAAUGCGGGAAAAGUUUUGGGCAAAGCUCGGAUCUCAUCCAGCACCGGCGAACCCACACCGGCGAAAAACCCUUUUCCUGCUCGUUUUGCGGGAAAUCCUUUAACGAACGAUCCCAUCUCAUCCGCCACAAAGGUCGGCAUACAGGGGAAAAACCCUAUAAGUGUCCGGAAUGUGGGAAAAGCUUCGUACAAAGCUCGGAUCUCCUCAUCCAUAGGCGAUCCCACGCCGGCGAGACCCCCUAUACGUGCACCGAGUGCGGGAAACGAUUUCGGGUCAGCUCCAGCUUGGUGCGGCAUCAAGGAUUACACACGGGAGAAAAACCCUACAAAUGCGGGGAAUGCGGAAAAGGAUUCAGCGCCCGGUCCGUCCUCGUUAUCCAUCAGCGGCUCCAUACGGGAGAGCGACCCUACGAGUGCCCGGCUUGCGGGAAGCGUUUCGUUCAAAGCUCCAACCUCAGUCGGCAUCGACGGAUCCAUACGGGAGAGAAACCGUAUCCCUGCUCCGCUUGCGGGAAGAGGUUCAGCGUCCGGUCGAGCUUGGUCAAGCAUCAGCGGCUCCACGAGCCGCCCAGGGAGGAGAAGGAUUUAGG
Pelecanus crispus (Dalmatian pelican) is the source of this 899-nucleotide messenger RNA. NCBI's taxonomy places the organism in Eukaryota, Metazoa, Chordata, Aves, Pelecaniformes, Pelecanidae. The record is from RefSeq and is a predicted model, not a curated record.